This is a messenger RNA of Chionomys nivalis (European snow vole), 1768 nucleotides long. It is a transcript of the gene Avpr1a, whose product is annotated as arginine vasopressin receptor 1A. Gene Ontology annotation, biological process: G protein-coupled receptor signaling pathway; positive regulation of vasoconstriction; regulation of systemic arterial blood pressure by vasopressin. The record is from RefSeq and is a predicted model, not a curated record. NCBI's taxonomy places the organism in Eukaryota, Metazoa, Chordata, Mammalia, Rodentia, Cricetidae. Gene Ontology annotation, molecular function: vasopressin receptor activity; peptide binding. The transcript is spliced from 2 exons. Gene Ontology annotation, cellular component: membrane. The coding region runs from base 203 to 1471 and encodes 422 amino acids.
CGGGAGCGCGGAGUGUUGGAAGAUCUCGGAACUAUCAGGAGCGGGUCCACGCACACAUCCGACCCCAAACCGCUCGCCUGGCGCUCUUGGGGUUGCGCAGCCGAGAGACCAAAAGGAGGGACAACGCGCGGAGGAGCUUAGGACAGGGUUUCUUGGAGGCGGGAAGGAAGCAGCCCACGCGAAACAGGGCUGCCCCGACAGCAUGAGUUUCCCGAGAGGUUCCUAUGAUCGGGCUGCCAACAACUCCAGCCCAUGGUGGCCUCUGAGCGCUGAGGAUGCCAACAGCAGCCGGGAAGCAGCGGGGCACCAGAAAGGUAGCAACCCUCCCGGGGAUGGGGAUGUACGCAACGAAGAGCUGGCCAAACUGGAGAUCGCCGUGUUGGCGGUGAUUUUCGUGGUGGCCGUGCUGGGCAAUGGCAGUGUGCUGCUGGCUUUGCAUCGCACGCCACGCAAGACGUCCCGCAUGCACCUCUUCAUCCGACAUCUCAGUCUAGCCGACUUGGCGGUCGCCUUCUUCCAGGUGUUGCCGCAGCUGUGCUGGGACAUCACCUACCGCUUCCGCGGGCCGGACUGGCUGUGCCGCGUGGUGAAGCACCUACAGGUGUUCGCCAUGUUCGCGUCCGCCUACAUGCUGGUGGUCAUGACUGCCGACCGCUACAUCGCGGUGUGCCACCCGCUCAAGACCCUGCAGCAGCCCGCGCGCCGCUCGCGCCUCAUGAUCGCCGCCUCUUGGGUGCUGAGUUUCCUACUGAGCACGCCACAGUACUUCAUCUUCUCCAUGAUCGAAAUCGAGGUGAACAACGGCACCAAAACCCAAGACUGCUGGGCUACCUUUAUCCAGCCCUGGGGUACCCGUGCCUAUGUGACCUGGAUGACCAGCAGUGUCUUCGUGGUACCUGUGGUCAUCUUGGGUACCUGCUAUGGCUUCAUCUGUUAUCACAUCUGGCGCAACGUCCGUGGGAAGACGGCUUCGCGGCAGAGCAAGGGCUCUGGGGAAGACGUGGCUCCCUUCCACAAGGGGCUUCUGGUCACGCCUUGUGUCAGCAGCGUGAAGACUAUUUCCCGUGCGAAGAUCCGCACGGUGAAGAUGACCUUUGUGAUCGUGACUGCCUACAUCCUCUGCUGGGCUCCUUUCUUCAUCGUCCAGAUGUGGUCAGUCUGGGAUGACAAUUUCAUCUGGACCGAUUCAGAAAACCCCUCCAUCACCAUCACUGCAUUACUGGCCUCCUUGAACAGCUGCUGCAACCCCUGGGUAUACAUGUUCUUUAGUGGCCACCUCCUGCAAGACUGUGUCCAAAGUUUCCCAUGCUGCCAGCGCAUGGUGCAGAAAUUCAGCAAGGAUGACUCGGACAACAUGAGCAGAAGACAGACUUCUUACUCUAACAACCGGAGUCCGACAAACAGCACAGCGACGUGGAAGGACUCCCCUAAAUCUUCCAGGUCCAUCAGAUUCAUUCCUGUUUCCACCUGAGCCGCACAGCCAUGCAGCCCGACUCUAGGGGGAGGGGGCUUUGGGGUCCAAUGUCUAAAUCCGGCUAGAAAUCAUAAGAGCAGAUGAGUUUAUGUGAGGUAACCACGAAUCAGGUCAAUACAAACAUUGUUUCUAGCUGUGUUUUCCUCAUUGCUGUGAUCCAAAGCUGAAUUAUUUUUGCAUAAACUGUUAAUGAAGAUGUGCCACCCUGAAAUGUGUAAGCCUGGUUCAUAACCAUACUGAAUUUAUAUUUUGGGGUUGAUGUUUUUUUUACUGUAUUUUUAUUUCUGACAUAAG